Orbilia oligospora ATCC 24927 is the source of this 828-nucleotide messenger RNA. RefSeq lists its product as uncharacterized. Gene Ontology annotation, biological process: mitochondrial translation. Lineage: Eukaryota; Fungi; Ascomycota; Orbiliomycetes; Orbiliales; Orbiliaceae. Gene Ontology annotation, molecular function: structural constituent of ribosome; small ribosomal subunit rRNA binding. The transcript is spliced from 2 exons. Gene Ontology annotation, cellular component: ribosome; mitochondrial small ribosomal subunit. The record is from RefSeq and is a predicted model, not a curated record. The coding region runs from base 1 to 828 and encodes 275 amino acids.
AUGCCUCCACGCCCGUCAACUGCGGUCGUUAAGACCUUCCUCGGGAACGGUCCAAUCCUCCCGUUCCUCUACCCAGCGGCCUCCCGACGGCUUCUAAGCUCUACUCCUCCUAGGGCUCAGGAUGAGAAUUCAAAUGACAAGUUCGCCGGGAUUAUGGACAAUCUUCGAUCGGAGACACCUGCAUCCCUCCCUUCUCUUCCCGAUGAAGCGCCCGCUUCCCGCUCACAGAGGCCCCCCCAGUCCACCAAUUUUGCGACUAUGCAGCAGCGUAAACGUGCUUUCCGGGAUAUGGCUUCUCUCAAUCUUAGCACUAGCAAGGUCGUCGAGAAGCUACAGGACUUGGUCCACCUCCGCCACGCCUACAAAGAUUCCAUGGAACGUGUGGAUCCAGAAAUCUUCCGACACUCUGCCCCCAUACUCGAUCGAUCAUUCAUCAGUCCUAAAGAUUUAAGCUUCGAAGAGUACCAGAAAUUCAACGCCAACAGAAAAUUACGUCUUAAAGAUGAUGUAUUCAAGACGCUGCAGGAGAAUCCAAUGUCUUAUUAUAAGAACUUCAAUCUUUUAAAAGAUUUCACCACUUCUGCCGGCCGUAUAAAACACCGCUCUAUAACCGGCCUUAGCAAUACCAACCAGCGAAAGGUAUCAAAAGCAAUCAGGAGAGCGAUCGGAAUUGGUCUUAUGCCAUCCGUACAUCGCCACCCGUCAAUUCUCCUACACGAACAGAGGAUGUCAUCAGAAGGGUUUAAGCAUGAUCGCGCAACCACUGGCAAUAGGGAUGAUCGUGAUCGUCCUAGGCGGGAACCAAUUGAUAUGAGAUUGUCAGCUUAA